GUGCUACAUAGCCGAUGAGCUAUCGAGAAAGUGUAGAAGCUACUAGAAGCGCCCAGUAGAGACUUACCCUCCAACCCUGCUAAGCGACUUUGCAUUUCAUUCCCUGUCGGCCUCCCAGAGGCGGUACUUUAGCGUUUUGGAACCAAACCGCCGUUUUACUCUCAGCAUCAGAGCGUUUCUUCCUCUCCUUUACCGCAUAGUAAAGCUAUAGUAAAGCAUGGACGCCGAAAAUCUCAAGCAAUUGAAGAAAUUCAUUGAAGAGUGCAAGUCCAACCCCUCCAUUCUCUCCGAUCCUUCUUUUGACUUCUUCCGCGACUAUAUCGAAAGCAUUGGCGGAGAGCUUCCUGCUGAAGCUUACAAGCAUGAAGAGCACAAAGCGAAGUCUCACGUGGUAGAAGAAAGUGAUGAGGAUAUGGGUGAUACCAAUGAAGAAGAGGAGCCUGAAAUAGUAGAAUCUGAUGUUGAGCUUGAUGAGAGUUAUGUUGUGGAGGCAGACAACGACCCUCCCCAGCAGAUGGGAGAUCCUUCAGUCGAGGUUACUGAGGAAAAUCGUGAUUCUUCUCAAGAGGCCAAAGCUCAGGCCAUGGAAGCACUUUCUGAAGGCAAGUUGGGAGAAGCAAUCGAUAAUCUCACUAAAGCAAUAAUACUCAAUCCAACUUCAGCUAUUAUGUAUGCUACUAGAGCUAGUGUGUAUAUCAAAAUGAAAAAGCCCAAUGCUGCCAUUCGAGAUGCGACAGCUGCUCUAGAGAUUAAUCCUGAUUCUGCCAAAGGGUAUAAAUCACGAGGCAUUGCUCAAGCUAUGCUAGGAGAAUGGGAAAAGGCUGCAAAGGAUCUUCACAUGGCUUCAAAGCUCGACUAUGAUGAGGAGAUAAGUUGUGUACUUAAAAAGGUUGAGCCGAAUGCACACAAAAUUGAAGAGCACCGGAGGAAAUAUGAUAGGAUGCGUAAAGAAAGAGAAGAUAGAAGAAUUGAGCGUGAGAGGCAGCGCAGAAAAGCUGAAGCUCAGGCUGCUUAUGAAAAGGCUAAAAAACAAGAGCAGUCAUCAUCAAGUAGGAGACCUGGUGGAAUGCCAGGAGGGUUUCCAGCUGGCAUGGGUGGUGGCAUGCCAGGAGGAUUUCCAGCAGGCAUGGGUGGUGGCAUGCCAGGAGGGUUUCCAGCAGGCAUGGGUGGUGGCAUGCCAGGUGGUUUUCCCGCUGGUAUGGGUGGUUCUGUCCCUGGUGGAAUGCCGAGUGGUUUUCCAGGAAACAUGCCUGGUGGGAUGCCAGGAAACAUUGAUUACAGCAAAAUACUGAAUGACCCGGAACUAAUGGCUGCAUUUAAAGAUCCAGAAGUUAUGGCUGCUCUUCAAGAUGUGAUGAAGAACCCUGCCAAUCUCGCCAAGCACCAAGCGAACCCCAAGCUAGCUCCAGUUAUUACAAAAAUGAUGGGCAAAUUUGCUGGAUCAAAGUAACCGCGUUUGGUUAGAAUGUUUUUUUGGUGCAGUUGAGUUGAAUUUCAAUGCUAUACUAUGUUUUUGAUCAAUUAUUAUACAGUGUAUACUUGUUUCCCAUGAUCAUAGGAUCUUUGUUUAUUCGAGGUUAACCUAUGACAUUUCGUGAUCAAGAUUUUUCAGUUAACUUAUUUACUCUUCUUUGAUUCCUCCUUGAAAUGGCGAGACACCUGGAUUCCUGGAAUGAUUGUGUGUUUUGGUCAUGGAAAUGCAAUUAGUGGCUGUUUCAAUUGCU
Molecule: messenger RNA, 1724 nt
Organism: Cuscuta europaea
Lineage: Eukaryota; Viridiplantae; Streptophyta; Magnoliopsida; Solanales; Convolvulaceae
Source: the annotation of a GenBank genome assembly